AUGUUGGUACAUUUAAGGCCCAUAUUCAUAAUCCUGCUGUUCUCUUUUUCACAUUUAAAGGAAGAGCCUAGACUGGACGUCUUGAUCAAUAACGCAGGGGUCUUCCAGUGCCCUUAUAUGAAGACCGAAGAUGGGUUCGAGAUGCAGUUUGGGGUGAACCAUCUGGGUCACUUUCUACUCACCAAUCUUCUCCUUGGACUACUCAAAAGUUCAGCUCCCAGCAGGAUUGUGGUAGUUUCUUCCAAACUUUAUAAAUAUGGAGACAUCAACUUUGAAGACUUGAACAGUGAACAAAGCUAUAAUAAAAGCUUUUGUUAUAGUCGGAGCAAACUGGCUAACAUCCUUUUUACCAGGGAACUAGCCCGCCGCUUAGAAGGCACAAGGGUCACUGUCAACGUUUUACACCCUGGUAUUGUGCGGACUAAUCUUGGGAGGCACCUACACAUUCCGCUGCUGGCCAAACCACUUUUUAAUUUGGUGUCUUGGGCUUUUUUCAAAACUCCCAUAGAAGGUGCUCAGACUUCAAUUUAUUUAGCCUCUUCCCCUGAGGUAGAAGGUGUGUCAGGAAAGUACUUUGGGGAUUGUAAAGAGGAAGAACUACUGCCUAAAGCCAUGGAUGAGUCUGUUGCAAGAAAACUCUGGGAUAUCAGUGAAGUAAUGGUUGGCAUAUUAAAGUAGGAACAAGAAGUGUUUAAAAAAUAGAUGUCACAUCUGUGAUCAGAAAUGGGGUGGCUUGAGCACUUGCUACUUGAAAACAAUUUUGGUUUUACAGUAAUACUGCUAAGAGGUACAUACGGGUAUUUUGAAGUUAUGAAAAGUUGUAUUUUGGAGAACAAAAUUUCAGAGAAGAUGUUAUAAAUGUACAAUAAGCAUAAUGAAUAAAGGACAAUAGAAUAGAUUUUAAAAAUAAUUGAACAUGCAUGGAUUACAAAUAUUAACUCAGUAUCUUUGAGUGUCAUGGCCAAAGUAUUAAAUAUUUUUAUUACAGUGCUGGUUUUUUGUGUGGAAAUAAUAUGCCUGGUGUGUGUGUACAAUUCUUAGUUGGAAUAAAUUUACUGAUGCAAA
Miniopterus natalensis is the source of this 1065-nucleotide messenger RNA. Lineage: Eukaryota; Metazoa; Chordata; Mammalia; Chiroptera; Miniopteridae. The record is from RefSeq and is a predicted model, not a curated record.